AUGCACUGGCGCGAAUACGAAAAGAUCGAUUGGGACAACGUGCACCGCUCGACCUCUGUGUUCUCCUCGGCCUACUGCAUCCGCAAAGGCUUAAUUCGUAAGGCUCAGAUGGCGUUCAAUAUCAAACUGUACACGGCCAAGCACCCGGAUUCGAUUCUUCUGCGGGGCGUCCCCGAGACCUGGAUCUUUGAGCUCGAUGAUAUCGACUAUCUGGACGAGGCGCUGAUGGAGUGCUUCGAGGUUGAAGACGGAAUGCGCGCGAACGAGGGCGUCGAGGAGCCCAGAGACCGCCAGCAGUUUAUCCUAAAGCCCUCGUUGACGGGCCGUGGUGCAGGAAUCUACGUGUUUGAUACGAGAGAGAGGCUCGAGGAGCUGCUGGAGCGCGAGUUUGAGAGCGACGAUGAAGAUGAGGAGGAAGAGGAGGAGCUCGAGGGCCAGAUGAUAUCGCAGAUCCGCGAGUGGGUCAUCCAGCGGUACAUCAACAAGCCCCUGCUUUUGCCCACGCACGGGUCGCGCAAGUUCCACAUCCGCGUCUACGUUCUUGCUGUCGGUUCUCUGCAGGUGUUUGUUUACAAGCAGAUGCUCGCUCUCUUUGCACCGCAUUCCUACAAGGAGUCUGCGGGGGAUCUCGAUGACCAGCGCGCGCAUCUCACAAACACCUGCCUUCAGGCGAAGGCGCCUGGAUUCGAUGAGUCGAGUGCAGUUGAGCUGUUCUGGAAGUUGGAUCUGGACAGGGAGAAGCUGGGCAAGGUGUUUGACCAGAUCUGCGAGAUCCUGCACGACACAUUUGCGGCUGUGGCAAGUGAGCCGACGUCGUUCCAGGCGUGGCCAAACUGUAUCGAGCAGUUUGGAUUCGAUUUCUUGGUCGACGAGGACUGCAAUGCGCUGAUGCUGGAGGCGAAUGCGUACCCAGAUUUCAAGCAGACUGGCGAGGGGCUGAAGUCGGUUGUUGAGGGGUUCAUGGCUGCAUCGGUAGCUACUGCGGUUGACAAGUUCCUGGUCGACGAGAAGGAUGUCACCAAGGACAUGCGGGACAUGAUGGACGCGGACCGCGACGGUCUGGUUGAGGUGUUUUCGCGGAGCAACGACAGACAUCGGUAG
Linderina pennispora is the source of this 1101-nucleotide messenger RNA. RefSeq names its product tubulin-tyrosine ligase. Lineage: Eukaryota; Fungi; Kickxellomycota; Kickxellomycetes; Kickxellales; Kickxellaceae. Gene Ontology annotation, biological process: protein modification process. The record is from RefSeq and is a predicted model, not a curated record. Gene Ontology annotation, cellular component: P-body. The transcript has a single exon. The coding region runs from base 1 to 1101 and encodes 366 amino acids.